Molecule: messenger RNA, 3047 nt
Organism: Nomascus leucogenys (northern white-cheeked gibbon)
Lineage: Eukaryota; Metazoa; Chordata; Mammalia; Primates; Hylobatidae
Gene: KCNJ15
Product: potassium inwardly rectifying channel subfamily J member 15
Exons: 5
Coding region: 489-1616 (375 amino acids)
Biological process (GO): potassium ion import across plasma membrane; regulation of monoatomic ion transmembrane transport
Cellular component (GO): plasma membrane
Molecular function (GO): inward rectifier potassium channel activity
Source: RefSeq, a predicted model, not a curated record
AUUAACUGGCAUUCUUUAAAAAGGCAUCAGUUUUCUUUUGCACAGGUGUUUGGAGAGCCCGGACUGGAUGCCCACUAGAAUCCUGUGCUCUGAACAGUGAGAGAGUUUUCUUCAUUUUGAGGAACCCUAAACACCUAUGUUUCCCAAGGCAACCUUUGUGGACUGAGCAUUUCUCUGACCUGACAUAACUUCCCAUCCAGCCAGGAGUCUGUACUCUUCAGUCUUUGCAGAUAACUUUUAAGUAGUGAAGAGUAUAGAUCGUGGUUUUCCAAGUGUAGUCUAAGGUCUAACAGCAUCAGGGAUAUCUGGGAAAUUAUCAGAACUACAGACCCUCUGGCUGCACCCCAAACCUGCUGAAUUGGAAAUUCUGAGGCAGUAGCAGAAUCCCAUGGUAGCCAGGUGGGUGAAGGGGAGCGAGGACGUUCUACCUGCCUUGAAGAAGACACCUGACCUGCGGAGUGAGUGACCAGUGUUUCCAGAGCCUGGCAAUGGAUGCCAUUCACAUCGGCAUGUCCAGCACCCCCCUGGUGAAGCACACUGCUGGGACUGGGCUCAAGGCCAACAGACCCCGCGUCAUGUCCAAGAGUGGGCACAGCAAUGUGAGAAUUGACAAAGUAGAUGGUAUAUACCUACUGUACCUGCAAGACCUGUGGACCACAGUGAUAGACAUGAAGUGGAGAUACAAACUCACCCUGUUCGCCGCCACUUUUGUGAUGACCUGGUUCCUUUUUGGAGUCAUCUACUACGCCAUCGCGUUUAUUCACGGGGACUUAGAACCCGGUGAGCCCAUUUCAAAUCAUACCCCCUGCAUCAUGAAAGUGGACUCUCUCACUGGGGCGUUUCUCUUUUCCCUGGAAUCCCAGACAACCAUUGGCUACGGAGUCCGUUCCAUCACAGAGGAAUGUCCUCAUGCCAUCUUCCUGUUGGUUGCUCAGUUGGUCAUCACGACCUUGAUUGAGAUCUUCAUCACCGGAACCUUCCUGGCCAAAAUCGCGAGACCCAAAAAGCGGGCUGAGACCAUCAAGUUCAGCCACUGUGCAGUCAUCACCAAGCAGAAUGGGAAGCUGUGCUUGGUGAUUCAGGUAGCCAAUAUGAGGAAGAGCCUCUUGAUUCAGUGCCAGCUCUCUGGCAAGCUCCUGCAGACCCACGUCACCAAGGAGGGGGAGCGGAUUCUCCUCAACCAAGCCACUGUCAAAUUCCAUGUGGACUCCUCCUCUGAGAGCCCCUUCCUCAUUCUGCCCAUGACAUUCUACCACGUGCUGGAUGAGACAAGCCCCCUGAGAGACCUCACACCCCAAAACCUAAAGGAGAAGGAGUUUGAGCUUGUGGUCCUCCUCAAUGCCACUGUGGAAUCCACCAGCGCUGUCUGCCAGAGCCGAACAUCUUAUAUCCCAGAGGAAAUCUACUGGGGUUUUGAGUUUGUGCCUGUGGUAUCUCUCUCCAAAAAUGGAAAAUAUGUGGCUGAUUUCAGUCAGUUUGAACAGAUUCGGAAGAGCCCAGAUUGCACAUUUUACUGUGCAGAUUCUGAGAAACAGCAACUUGAGGAGAAGUACAGGCAGGAGGAUCAGAGGGAAAGAGAACUGAGGACACUUUUAUUACAACAGAGCAAUGUCUGAUCACAGGGGUGCCAUCCAGGUUUAACUCUGCAAGCUGUUUCCACAUCAGAACUCCCUUCAAACACAAAGAUUGCUGUGAAAAUGCAAAUGGGUAGACGCACUCUCAAAAACUGCACGGACAUACAAAAUCAAUCUUUUCCUUUGAUCUUGUGGCUAAACCAGCAUUUCUGUGUUUGAGAGAUUUCCUGUUAAGUGCUUCGUCUGAAAGUGAACUCUCAUAAUUCAAACUGUAUAAAAUAAAGCUACAUUUCUAAGAGCUUGGUGUAGGGCAAUUGGAAUAAUGUCCUGUUAGAUAAACAGACAUUUAGCAAUGCUGACAUUAAAAGGAAAUGUAUUUCUAUACAAAAUUAUUAGCUGUAAUACAAGAUAUUUAUUUAACCAAUGGCCUUAUGGCUGAGAGUUGAGUUGUGGUUCAGUAUUCAUUGAUCUCACUGCUUUAAAACAUGCUGUUUUUGUUCAAGCAGGAAAAAUAUUAUAUCUAAUUAUGUCUAUGUGGUAAUACCUAAAAGGAGGUAGAGAGACUCUAUGUUCACAAAAUAUAGCAAUUUCAUUUUUACCUUUCUUCAGUGGACUGAAUUGUAUGGAAGGAUACUGAUCAGAUCUGUAAUUCACAACUGUGGAAACCUACACAAAUGGGGCUGAUGCCAUUGUUUCCUCUAUUUUUUUUUUUUUUGAAUCUACUAUCCUCUUUCCAUUCAAAAUGUUUCCAUUCAAAAUGUGGUUCACAGACCUGCCACAUCAGCACCAUCUGAGAGCUUAUUAGUAAUGUGUAGAUUCUCAGGUCCCAGCCAGACUUACAGAAUUGGGGUCUGUAUCUUAACAAGAACCCCAGAUGAUUUGUGUACAAAUGAAAGUUCAAAAGCUCUGCUCUGGACAUCGUUUUCAAAGCAACUUUCUGAAGCCAUGUGGAAAACUGACUCUGCGGGUCCCGUAUCCCUGUGGCGUCCAGACCUGGCCUCUCUUCAUUUCAUUAUUAUUGGCCAAUAUUUCUUUCAGCCAUUUCAUUUCUUAUCUAUUAAAAUGCCUUGCCCAUAAAGGAACUGCAUAGGAUUAUCCCCUGACAUUCCAAGAGCAAAAUAAAGCUCUUGAGAGUAAUUGUUGUCUCAGUCAUGCUUGCUGAUUACAGUUAGCACAAAAGAAAAAUUCAGCUGCCUGACAAUACAGGAAAUGUUCUCAGAUGCUGAAGUUUGUAAGGUCCGGUGGGGCCAUGAGGAAGAAGAGGAGCUGAAGGUAAGAAGCUCAUAAACAAGAUGACUCUUUGAUGCAUGAACAAGAUUUGAAAAUCUCAAGCCUGUAAAGAAUACCCCUGCUAUUUAAAUAAAGCUCAUACCAAGAGGUAACAUUUUGCUCCGGGCCAGAUUCAGGGGUCUAGUGCCCUGCAUUCCUUUGAGGCAAAAAAUAAAUGGGCUAUGACUGGUUAAAUGUCCAAAA